Sporisorium graminicola is the source of this 819-nucleotide messenger RNA. RefSeq lists its product as uncharacterized. NCBI's taxonomy places the organism in Eukaryota, Fungi, Basidiomycota, Ustilaginomycetes, Ustilaginales, Ustilaginaceae. The record is from RefSeq and is a predicted model, not a curated record. Bases 1 to 819 code for a protein of 272 amino acids. The transcript has a single exon.
AUGCCGGACCCGACGUCUCGAGCACCAGUCCAGGGAAAUGGUUCGUCAUCCUCUCCCAGGUCGACAUCGGCUGCUCGUGCGCCAUCCGAUACGUCAAAGCGUGGCCGCUCCAGUCUGCUUGAUCAACUCGAUAUCAUCUGCAGCAGCCCCUCGCAGCACUUGACUUCAAGCCCAAACGCCGUUGACUUCGAGAACGGGAAACGAUCAGAAUUAGUCGAAAGCUCGGCAUCAGAGCGGAAUCCUCUUCAGCCUGUCACCAGCAUCGUUUCGAAUGGCGAUGCGCCGGCCAGGCACCAGGACAAACAAGAUAUUAGCGCCACGGAAAUGCUUGAAAUGUCGUGCUCGCCGCCCACGCAGACUUUCCCGCACAUGACGCUCAUCAAGGACAUGCCGCAAGAGCUGCAGGAUCUCUAUCACCGCCUCGCCUACGGAGCAUCUUCGUCGUCUUCAAGUACGACGCCAACCAAUCCUGGAACAACUGUGAGGGGAACCCGAGGAAAGACGUGGCAGACCACAUGGGAGGACGAUGCCGAUGUGCCGGAUCGAAGCACUAGUGCGGCGGAUGCAUCCAGCAGAUCCAAUGGUGCGCGGGCGGGCAGCACCUCAGCUGGCUCAAGCAGCCGUGGUCGCAGGCCGGCCGGUUCCCCAGCCACUACAGCAGCACGCAAAGGCGCACGAGCGGCGACAAAGACUCGUUCGAGCUCGACAAGUGGCAGCAACACUUCGAGUCGCGGCCGAAGUCAGUACUUUGCCUCUUAUCGUGGGCGUGGGCGUGGACGGGGUCGAGGUCGAGGACGUGGUCGUGCAAGAGGCCGUUGA